This is a messenger RNA of Geodia barretti, 210 nucleotides long. The record is from the annotation of a GenBank genome assembly. NCBI's taxonomy places the organism in Eukaryota, Metazoa, Porifera, Demospongiae, Tetractinellida, Geodiidae.
AUGUGCCGCAGCAUCAAGGUACUUCGCAGUGCUGAAUCCCCUGCGACGGACGCAGAUAUUGAGGCCGCGGCGCUGCAGUUCGUGCGGAAGAUCAGCGGCUAUCGCCAGCCGUCGCGGGCCAACGCAGAGGCCUUCGACCAAGCGGUCACAGAGGUUGCGGAGUCGUCUCGAAGACUGUUGUCGCAGUUGGCGGUGCGCACCUCUGGGUGA